GCUUAAUUUUAUUUAGAACUUACGUUUUUAAAAGUUACUUCAUGUUUAACAAAAAAUAUUUUUGCAUUACCGAAAUCUCUAAUGAGGCCUUAAUAUCAUAAAAUAGAAAAUUUAGGUUCGCCCUAAAAUUCGAAAUGAAAGGAAAAACUUAAUGUUAACAUGUAAAUUAAUACCAUUAAAUAGAAAUUUUUAGGUUGAUUAUAAAAUUUAAAUCAAAGGAAAACUUAACAUGAACACGAGAUUUGACUUGUUAGACCCCAUGCAAAACAAUCAUCAACCCACAUAUAAAUUGAAAUGUUGGAGCAAUUAAUUAAAAAUAUUUUCUUGUGUAGUAAGUUAGAUAGUAGAAGAGAGUAAUAUUUUGCUUAGAUUUGAAUGGACAUAUGUUGGUGGUUGCAAUAAUGGUAAAUAAAGCAAUUUUGUUGGGAGCAACUUGCUAAUCUUGAGACCAUACAACUCAUCCUUCUCACAAGGACUCGCUCAAUAGUCAAUGGCUAUUAUCCCUACCAUGGACAACGAACCAACAUCUCCACCUCAACCCCCACAUGCUAAAUUAAGACCCCUCAUUUCUCAGCUCCCAAACACACAUUUCCUCCUUUUUUUCCCUCCCCCAUAUAUCUCAAAGCAUUACUAACUAGAACAAAAGAGAAGAAACAGGGAAAAAAGAGCAACAAAAAAUCCCAAGUGCUAAAGCUCUUCAAGGCCGGAAUAUCAAUCUCCGGCCAACCAACACGGCUAUUGCCUUCUACCCCGGCAAUGUCGACAACCUCCGUCCAUCACACACACCCAGAUGCCUACGCCCCGCCCAUAACUGUAAUCCUAACUGUCGUUCUUCUCGUCUUCUUCUUUCUUGGUUUUUUCUCUGUAUACUUUUGUAGGUGUUUCAUGGGAAACCUCUCCCAUACAUGGCUAGGCCGAAGUCCUUCUGGCACGCAUGGACCGGGCGGCUCUUCUGCUGUCCAUGGCCUCGAUCCUUCUAUUAUAGAUUCAUUUCCCACUUUUGUAUAUUCAACAGUUAAAGACUAUCGGGAACAAAAGUAUGGCCUAGAAUGCGCCAUUUGCCUGUCCGAAUUCGAGGAUGACGAUAUGCUUCGCCUUUUGACAGUGUGCUACCAUGUUUUUCAUCAUGAUUGCAUUGACCUUUGGCUUGGAUCCCAUAACACAUGUCCGGUUUGUCGUAGGAGCCUGGAUGUGCCAUUGAAGUCGCUAGAAAAGUCCCCGGCUAACAAUAAUACCAUGCAGGACAUUGAUGAGAAUGAGUCACUGGACGAUGAGUGUAGCAUUGCGAUUAAGGACGGAGACGAGGAAUGGAGAGGAGGAAGCAGCACAGGAGGAGCUACCAAUGCCCACGGUUUACAAAUUGUGGAGAAUAAGGAGGGGAAGUUUUCAAGGUCACAUUCCACCGGGCAUUCCAUAGCUUGGACAAAAGGAGAGGAGGAUAAACAUACAUUGAUAUUGCCUGAACAUGUGAAAGCCAAGAUUACAAGGGGACAUAAUUGGAGUUGCACCACAUUUGGUGACUACUCCGGCUAUAGGAACAAAGGUAAAGGUGGCGUUGGUGAGGUUUCAGGAUUUUCAGGCAGCAACGAGGACAAUGUAUAAAUUUUUUCCCUUUUUCUUUCCUCAUUUGUUUUUUUUGGUUUCUUUAGCACAAGAGAUAUUAAGGAAAGUAGUAGAUGAAUUCAUCAUCUCUUGUUUUGCUUUUAAAGUUAAGUAGGAACCGUUAGCAUAGCUUGUUAAAAACACUAAAAUUUGAGGAUUAAUUCAGUUACGGAUUUUAUUUUA
Vitis riparia (riverbank grape) is the source of this 1785-nucleotide messenger RNA. RefSeq names its product RING-H2 finger protein ATL29-like. Lineage: Eukaryota; Viridiplantae; Streptophyta; Magnoliopsida; Vitales; Vitaceae. The record is from RefSeq and is a predicted model, not a curated record. The transcript has a single exon. Bases 757 to 1602 code for a protein of 281 amino acids.